GAAGCCGGGCCGGGGCGGCCAGCGAGCGAUUUGCAUGAGAGACAGACUGGGAAUGAGCUGGAGUGGGCGCCUCUCCGCGCGCACAGAGAGGGGGUGGAGGAGGAGGAGGAGGGAGCUGCCGCCGCCGGCGAGGAGCGGCGAACUCCGGGCAAAGUUUGGUGCCGAGGUCCCGAGGAGCUGAAGGAAGCGGUGGGGAAGAGCCCGGGGCCGGGCUUUGUGCUGUGAGAGCGGGGGGCGAGCGCGGAGCCGGGGCGAGCCAGCAUGUCCUCCAUCCUGCCCUUCACUCCUCCCAUCGUCAAGCGGCUGCUGGGCUGGAAGAAAGGGGAGCAGAACGGGCAGGAGGAGAAAUGGUGCGAGAAGGCGGUGAAGAGCCUGGUGAAGAAGCUGAAGAAGACGGGGCAGCUGGACGAGCUGGAGAAAGCCAUCACCACGCAGAACAUCAACACCAAGUGCAUCACCAUCCCCAGGUCGUUGGAUGGCCGGCUGCAAGUAUCCCACCGGAAGGGUCUUCCCCAUGUGAUCUACUGCCGGCUGUGGCGGUGGCCAGACCUUCAUAGCCACCAUGAGCUGCGGGCCAUGGAGAUGUGCGAGUAUGCCUUUAACAUGAAGAAGGAUGAAGUCUGCGUGAAUCCUUACCAUUACCAAAGAGUGGAAACCCCAGUGUUACCUCCGGUGCUGGUGCCUCGGCACACAGAGAUCCCAGCUGAGUUCCCGCCGCUAGAUGAUUAUAGUCAUUCUAUUCCAGAGAACACUAACUUCCCAGCAGGUAUCGAGCCACAGAGCAACUACAUUCCAGAGACACCUCCUCCAGGCUAUUUGAGUGAGGAUGGAGAAACCAGUGACCACCAGAUGAACCCCAGCAUGGAUGCAGGUUCUCCAAACUUAUCGCCAAACCCUAUGUCUCCGGCCCACAAUAAUCUGGAUCUGCAGCCUGUUACCUACUGCGAGCCAGCUUUCUGGUGCUCCAUAUCCUACUAUGAACUCAACCAGCGAGUGGGAGAGACUUUCCACGCCUCUCAGCCCUCUAUGACCGUGGAUGGUUUCACUGACCCAUCAAAUUCUGAACGCUUCUGCCUUGGUUUGCUGUCAAACGUGAACAGAAACGCAGCAGUGGAGCUCACAAGACGGCACAUUGGAAGAGGAGUGAGACUCUACUACAUCGGUGGGGAGGUGUUUGCCGAGUGCCUUAGCGACAGUGCCAUUUUUGUCCAGUCUCCCAACUGCAACCAACGCUAUGGCUGGCACCCAGCAACAGUUUGCAAGAUUCCACCAGGAUGUAACCUGAAGAUUUUUAACAACCAGGAAUUCGCUGCUCUCUUGGCUCAGUCUGUAAAUCAGGGCUUCGAAGCCGUGUAUCAGCUGACCAGAAUGUGCACAAUCCGAAUGAGCUUUGUCAAGGGAUGGGGAGCGGAGUACAGGCGGCAGACGGUGACCAGCACUCCCUGCUGGAUCGAACUGCAUCUCAACGGUCCUUUGCAGUGGCUGGACAAGGUCCUGACACAAAUGGGCUCGCCGAGCAUUCGUUGUUCCAGUGUCUCCUAAGCAAGACCCACUCCUGGGGGUGGGUAGGGGAAACAAAGACUCUGGGAAAUGGAAUUGGCUUAACCCUUAGCAAAAUGCAUUGUAACCAAAUCCCAGUUACUGAAGUGAUGAGGAAAAUAAUCUGCUAAAAAAAAAGACGUGGGUUUUCUUUGUUUUGUUUUGUUUUUCAAAUGAAAUACCCAUUUCAGCCACUUCCCCAGAAUCUGUCAGCACUUUGGGUACAAUGCUAUGGGCCAUUGCAGUUUGAAUUCCAAGCUGAAGUUGAUCAUGAUAAAUAACUGGACUUUGUUCCAGUGAAGAGAAGCCAGCGCUCUGCCCCCAGCCGUGUCACGCCUGUCCAGCUGCUCGCUCUGCACUGUUGGGGGCACGCAGGGGCCACUGGGAGCUCGAACAAAACUUCCCGUUUGCCUCACACCAUCCCAGCCUCAUGCUAUGUGGCAUCUCUGAAAAGCUGUGGGACUUUGGGACGACUCUUGCUCUUGCAUUCCUGUCGCCAUUCACCUGAUCCACAGCUGCCCUCCCUGGGAUUGCAGCAGUGGGGGAAAAGGAAGCAUUUAAAGGACACACAAGAACUGAUUCCCCCAAUAACGUUCCCAAGAGGAAUUACUUUCCCACACUGGACUUCUAACAAGAAGGCAGAGUCUUGCUUUGUGCCCAGGGGAUGCAGCUUCUUUCCUAAUGUUCUCAGACUGGGCUGACAUGGAGCAAAAGGCCGAACUUAAGGCUUCUGCUGGUAUUGCUGCAGCAACUCGACACGCACUACUCACAGACAGACAUUUGUCAUGUGGGGAGCUCUGCCUGGAUAAGUUAAACCUUCCUUAUUGUGCAGCCUAUUUGCGUUAACUACAGAAAGUUUGUAUUCUCUUUUCUCAGUAUGUUGAACAGCAUCUGCCACUGCUGAAGGGUGAGGAGCUCUGUGAAUUUGACACCCAGGUCUGCUCCAGGGCUGGGAGCGAACAGGCCCUCGCUGCCACUUUCAGAAUAUGCAAUUUCUUAUUUAUCCCAUGCUGUCAUAUGUGACUGCGCAUGAACCAGGACACAAACCCCUCUGUUUAACACUUAUUUCAGCUGGUUAAAAUGCUCCGAGAGGGGUUUUGCCUGGAGAAAUUGGGAUAGUGUGUAUUUACUUGUAUUAUAAAAUGUUCAUUUUAAAUAUACAUGUUCCAGACUGUUAAAUAUUUUUUUCCUGCAGCAACUGUCACGGCAAACAACUUCCACAACUGGAAAAAAACCUUAGCACUUGUUUUUAUGGUUCAAAUUUGCCAAAUAAGUCUCAUUCCUUUGUCAGUGCUCUCCAGUUACCUGUUUCUUUAGCUCUGCAUUAAAUAUAUACAUUUGUGCUAAAAUAUUGCAAGGGGGAGGGAGAAAGCGAUCAUCAAUUUCCCAUGGAAAUUCUCAUAUAAGAAAGACAAACACAUGACCUGGCUCUGGGAAGGGCAAUUCGGAUGGACUUGAUGAUGGUUUGUGCCAAGGCUGAGUUUAUCCCGCAGACGUUUGUGUUCCCAGAUGCGAGCGUGAGCGGCCCUGCUGAGUUCAGGGGAGGUUUUCAUCAUGGUCCUGUAACAGGGUACUGACUUGAAAUAGCAUUUCAAACACCCAUCAGGAAUUUCCUGCCCGUUGGUAGAGAGGCUUUUCCAAUGUGCUUGCUUCUUCGAGACCACUCUUUAUCAGCCGCACCUCCUGGUUUGCAGAAACCCAGCCCUUUUGGACCUGAGGCACUGGCCAGAAGUGUCCGUGUGCCCCUUGUUUAGUGAGCACAGGAGCAGAGGAUCCAAGAGGCUCAUUCCUGGUGUGUGUUUUAUCAGGCAUGGGAAGGGGUGCUUUAGAGUUUGCUUCCAGAACCAAAAAAUGGAAUUUUGUAUAUGGCAUUUAAAUCCUGAGGAAGCAUUUCAGUGGUGGUUGUACUCUGAAUGCUACAGGUGCUUCCAAGUAUCCUCUGAGUGUCUCACUGGGCAGUUUGGCUGUACCAAAGUGCUGGAGGUUUCUAGGAUUCUUUCUGAGUGUUUGCGACGUGUCUGAUUUCAGUUACAUGGAUUUGUAACAUGCAAGCUUACGUGCUUGCAUGGACUUGUGCAAUAAGAGCACCUGUGUAAACCAGUAGUUUCUAGCCCCAUCAAAGCAGGCCUCUUGCUGUGAAUUGAUUUGUAUUUCAGAUACAGGUUUCUAACAGUUGGAAAUGAAAAUUUGCCUUUUGUGGAAGUAUUUGGCUUGCUAUUUUAGUGAGAGAGGCAGAAAAAUCUGAUGUAGAAUGGCCCCAGGCUUCCUCCCUGAGUCCUUAAGUCAUCUUUGCUUAUUGGAGUGAGCAAACUGUUUUCAUUGUCCACGUAAUCCUGGAGGAAGUUGGACUCUGGGGUGUCUUGUGCAUUAGUAAUGAAAAUGGCAGCUUAAAUUCCAGUAUCUGAGCAUUUGUUACCCAGGUUGGUGUGGACAGGAGCCUGGCCUGUCCCAGUGCCAUGCGCUGGACUAAACCCUAACUUUAAUACAAAGUUAAUGCACAAGGAAUCACCGCCUCAGCCAAACCAGAGCUGGACCUGGCUUUCUCCUAUGAACCAGACAUACAUCUUCUACUCAAUAAAGGACAUUGAAUUGCCAACUGUUAUUAAUAGAUCCUUUCUGAAACACAGGACUCAGAUGAUGCAUAAAAACUUGAGUUAAUCUCACCUCAUCAUCUCUUAAGUAAAAUGACUUUGAGUGGAAAAUGUAAGCUGGUCCAGCAGGGCAGUCAGAUAAAAUGGAGGAGAUUAUCUCCACUAAAGUAUUCAUUUCCUCUCCUCCCCUUUGUUUGCCUUCUCACUAAUUCAUAACAGCUUUCUGGUUUCUAAAGUUACCUUAUAAAGGCAAAUGGAAAGCCCUGUACCGUGCAACAGGUGAAAAGGUCGCGGUUGGGAAGGGGUGUGAUCCAAGGGACGCGACGGCUGCAUUUCCUUUUAUGUUGCGCAGUUGUGGUGGAUCAUAGGGAUGAAAGCCAACUCGGAUUGGAAACCUGCAUCACCAUGCCAUCCAUGCAGACACGAACGGAAGGGAAGAGGUAGCGAUCGGCUGCAGGUCAUUGUAGGCAGCGGUGCCCCAGAGGUGCGCGUGGCUGCUGCUUGCUUUGACUUUUAUCUAAACUUUAUUAAAGUAGCUUUGAUAUGUAGCACGAAUGUAUGCGAUCGGCCCUGGCCUCGCUUUGAUUCCACCUCUACUGGAAAUCUUCUUGCGUCAUGGUAGUUUCGGCUUGUUCUACCAGGAUUUCAUACAUUUUUGUUACUAGUUGAGAGUCACUAGCAGGAACUUUGACUCUUUAACCGGUGUAGCUGUACACAAGGGCCUGGCUGCUGGCAGAUGAUUUUGAUGGCCUUGUGGUUUUAAAUGACUGUGGUGAUUGGUUUUUUUUUUUUUUAUUAUUAUUAUUAAUGUAUUGAACUGAAUUGCAGUUUGUCCUUUGUGUUAAGCUUGUCAUAGAAGUUAUCCAGUGCUGCCCAUUUGAUUUAAUCGCUGGGAAUCAUCAUGUGUGUGUACAGAGAUGGAGAAGUCUCGUCGGGACAGAUUUCCCCAGAGCUCUGUCUGCUCACAUACACCACAAAAAGCCUGGGGUCACCUGUGAGAGGGAGCUCAGGUAGUCUCCUCUCCCCUUAAGGAUCAACAUACUUUGAGCCAUGCAGAGGCCUCCUUUGUGGGGAGAAGAAUAUUCAGGUCUUCGUCUCAAGCAGCAAGUAUUGACAUUUGUGCUUUGUGCUGCUGGCUGGAAAAUGCCCAGCGAGCAAGAACACAGCUCUGUGCAGGACUUCAGCCAUGUCACAGACCAUCCGGGAGCCUUCCCAGCUCCCUAAAGUCCUGGAUAGGUAGGAGGAAUAGGAUUUCACAAAUCAGCUGGUAAGCUAGAAUGAGGAAUAAUUAGUCCCUAUAUAGUAGCUGAUUGAGCAGUUAUGGUUAAGAAAUUCAGUCUAUGUGUUCUAUUAUGUACAUGCUUUUGUAUUUAUGUUUCCUUUCUUGAAUAUUCAGAUGAAUUGAGUAUUUAAUUCUUAACAGAAAGGGCAAGUAAAGAUUCAGAGGAUGAAAUCUUUGCUAUGUUCCAUUCUGGUGGUUGCUAGAAACCAGGCAGUUAUUGAUGUGAGAACAAGCAUCUCACCUCAGAACUGAGCAACAAACCUGGGCAGAUGAAACCGAACUUCUCCAGCAGGAGCCUUCGCCUGAGUUGCUGCUUUAUCUUUUAGCAGCAAGUCAGGUUCCCAGACAGGCCCUGGAAUUGUGCUCUUUUGAGAUAUAUGAGGCUUUAAAGAGACAAUGAGGUAUUUUCUCUCCCUAAAUGUUUUGAUUCAUCUUCUGUUUCCUCCAGUACGUGGAUCGGAGGGAGCAUAGUCUGCCCCAGUGUCUGCUGCCGAGAAGCCUCUCAUUUGCUCUCCCAGUGGAGGCAGCCCACUUUCCUCCUGCUGGGUUGAACUGUUCCCCCUUUGAUAGCGAUGUAUGAGCAUGUUUGCGUUAGCGUUUAGCUUUUCUUAACCUGAGAUCGUAUGUUAACGGAUGGCGCUGUCACCGACCCGCUUGAGCUUGUUAAGCAUUAUUUGCCUGUUGUGUUACUAAAGGCCUGUACCGUAUAUGCCCUCUUCUUUCCUAAGUGAAACUGUAAGUUCUAUUUUUGACAUUUUAAUAAACUUCGAUUUGAAAACUGAGGCUCAUGAGAAAAUAAGGGUAUUGUAAAAAUAUAUUUAAGGACACAAGCUGAGAGUAUUUGGAGUUCUGAAACCACAGGUAAUUCAGGGCCAGCAACAUCUUUAACCAUGGAUCAUGAGGGCUCUUCCCAGUGUUUCACAGGAGAUCUCAGUUACAGGCAA
This is a messenger RNA of Cuculus canorus (common cuckoo), 6356 nucleotides long. RefSeq names its product SMAD family member 3 (gene SMAD3). The transcript has 9 exons. The record is from RefSeq and is a predicted model, not a curated record. Gene Ontology annotation, biological process: transforming growth factor beta receptor signaling pathway; BMP signaling pathway; regulation of transcription by RNA polymerase II. Gene Ontology annotation, molecular function: DNA-binding transcription factor activity, RNA polymerase II-specific; RNA polymerase II cis-regulatory region sequence-specific DNA binding; I-SMAD binding. Gene Ontology annotation, cellular component: heteromeric SMAD protein complex. NCBI's taxonomy places the organism in Eukaryota, Metazoa, Chordata, Aves, Cuculiformes, Cuculidae. Bases 262 to 1542 code for a protein of 426 amino acids.